Messenger RNA from Myxocyprinus asiaticus (Chinese sucker), 2265 nucleotides. Its product is annotated as myristoylated alanine-rich C-kinase substrate-like. NCBI's taxonomy places the organism in Eukaryota, Metazoa, Chordata, Actinopteri, Cypriniformes, Catostomidae. The transcript has 2 exons. The coding region runs from base 280 to 1083 and encodes 267 amino acids. The record is from RefSeq and is a predicted model, not a curated record. Gene Ontology annotation, molecular function: calmodulin binding; actin filament binding. Gene Ontology annotation, cellular component: actin filament bundle; plasma membrane; cytoplasm. Gene Ontology annotation, biological process: central nervous system development; actin filament organization.
UGGACUCAGCAUCUUAUUAGGAACCAGGGAAAUUUCUCCAUUUUCUGCGCUGUCUACGGCGACACGGGCGCAAAUCUGGGAUUUUUUAAAAUUACUUAUCCUGCUUGCCAGGGCUUUUCUACCGUUUCCCUAUUUUCUUCACUGAGACUGGACUUUGAUUGCUUCGUACGUUCACUUUGAAGGGUACUCGUUGGCCGGGGUGUGUUUUAUUCUUGGGAAGAGGCUUGUUGGUCUUUGUUCUGUAUUGGGAUCUGUUGAGCUCUUUGUUGGAGUGAAAGCAUGGGAGCGCAAUUUUCUAAGACAGCUGGAAAAGCAGAGACCGCGGCUGAAAACCCCGGAGAAGCUGCAGCUUCACCAUCUAAAGCCAACGGACAGGAAAAUGGCCACGUGAAAGUGAACGGAGACUCAUCUCCUGCGGCCGCUGAGGGGAAAGCGGAGGUUCAGGCCAACGGCAGUGCAGCAGCCGAGGAGGCUCCGAAAGAGGAGGGAGAGAAGGCAGAGGCAGCUCCCGCUGAAAAGGAGGCCGCUGAUGGAGACAAGGCGAGCGUUGAAGCACCUGCUGAAGGCGAGGCUGUGAAAGCUGAGGAGGGUGCCACUCCCUCCACAAGCAAUGAGACACCUAAGAAGAAGAAGAAGCGCUUUUCUUUUAAGAAGUCCUUCAAGUUAAGUGGCUUCUCUUUCAAGAAAACCAAGAAGGAGACGGGAGAUGGAGAGGCUGGCGAGGAGGCAGCGGUGGCAGCUGGCGAGGAGGCUAAAACUGAAGGAACUGAAGCUGCAGAAGCUGGUGCAUCAGAAGAGGAGGCCAAACAAGCCGAGGAGGCCACACCUGCUGCAGCCAGUCCCGCAGAAGCCAAACCUGAGGAAACAGCAGCGGAGAAACCUGAGGAAACGGCAGCGGAGAAACCAGCAGAGGAGCCCAAGGCUGCCAGUCCUGCCGCAGAGGAAACCAAACAGGAGGUGAAACCUGCGGAGCCAGUAGCAGCGGAGCCUGCUCCCACUCAGAAUGAAGCACCUGUGGCAGAGGAAGCUGCACAGGAAGCAGAGUCCAGUCCAGCAGCCCCUGCUGAAUCCACUGCAGAGUAACAUACAUGAUGCAGAUCAACAGAAAAUUAAAAAAAAAAAAAAUUUAAAAAGAAGAAAAAAAAAGAUAAUCAAAGAACAUUUCCCUGUUGUGCGGUGGAGUGGCACCUGGGCAGAAGACUUUGGAGAACUUUGUCCGCAACCAGGGAUAUUUUAAAGCUUUUUUUUUUUUUUUUUUUUUUUUUUUAUAGGUGUUCCCUCUCCACAAAACCCAUCUCACUCCACCGUUAUGGUCAUUCCUGGAUCUGUGAGGUGGGUGGCUAAGUUGAAUAAUACAGAAAACAAAAAUUACAUUAUCUGCCGUAUAUUUUUUUUUUUUUUGCAUCAGUAUUAACUGUUUUUGUUUCUUUUUUAUUUUUAUACAAACAGAAAAUUGUAAACUUAUUGAAAAUGUACGGAUAUGCCCAUGGAAUAAAGGGAGCAGGGCUUGUGAAUGGGAGUUUUUAAAGAUUGGCACCUUGGUGCCUUCGAAUUUUACCACAGACUACCAGGGAAAAAGGGUGGUCUGAAAGCGAACGACCAACAAUUUCUGUUCACAGUUUACAACACUAAAGUCAAUUAUUUUUACUCCGAAAACAAGCCGACAUAAUUCCCAGUACUAGGUUUAGAACAGCAUUUUAAAGAUCCUAGGAACUCUCCACUUCACUUUAGCUGUAACAGUCAGUGAUUUCAGUAGGAAAACCAUUUGUAUAGGCUUUAUGGUUUAUUGCUGGUUCUAUGAGCUUAUUAAAAUGUAAGUAUGUAUAGGAGGGGUGUUUUAACUGUGAUUAUUGUACAAAUGAAAUCUUGAUCUCAAGAAGCACAUGUAGCUCUUCUACCACCAAGCUCGUUUUUGUAAGAUAACAGAAGUCAUCCUGAGAGACCUUUUGAAGCAAUUUUUGAACUGAAACCAAGCUGUGACACGCGACCUGGUUCCUGUUUAUACUGUGGUUUAUUCAAUUACAACAGAUGAUGCUUUUUCAGUGGUCUUUGACAAAAUUAAGGAAUCUAUCAGAUGCAAUGAUUGUGUAGCAUCUUGUCUCUUCUCUUUCUUUUCUUUUGUAAAUACUGGAGAAGCUUUGACCUGUUUGACCUAGAGAUGGAAUGUAACUUUCCUUACAAAAUUGCUAUUAAACUCCUCUGCUGAAGGUGUUCUAAUUUUCUGUGAGCACACUAAAAGCAAAAUAAAUGUGAAUAAAAUUUGAA